Messenger RNA from Cynocephalus volans (Philippine flying lemur), 4058 nucleotides. It is a transcript of the gene MMRN1, whose product is annotated as multimerin 1. Lineage: Eukaryota; Metazoa; Chordata; Mammalia; Dermoptera; Cynocephalidae. Gene Ontology annotation, molecular function: protein binding; calcium ion binding. The record is from RefSeq and is a predicted model, not a curated record. The coding region runs from base 46 to 3723 and encodes 1225 amino acids. The transcript has 8 exons.
UUGUCCCCCAAUUUCACAUGAGCUUUGUUGCUUCAAACUCCUGAGAUGAAGGGAGCAAGGUUAUUUGUUCUGCUUUCUAGUUUAUGGAGUGGGGGCAUAGGACUUAACAACACCAAGCAUUCUUGGACUACACCUGAGAAUGGAAACUCCCAGAAUAUGACCACUGCUUCAGUUCCUCUAAAUAAAAUACAAAGUCUCCAAAUGCUGCCAACCACUCAGGUCAUGUCAGCAGAGACAGCUACAACUCCUGAGACAAGAACUUCUGAAGAGAGUCUUCUAAAAUCCAUACUGCCUCCUGCAGAGACAAGUGCACCUCCCAAGGGUGUGAGAAACCAAACUCUCACACUCACAAAGAAGACAGAAGAAGGGGUAGUGGAAUUACAAAACCUUGCCCUCCCAACCGAAUCUACUAGCAUCAAGUUCAAUCCUGGAGCGGAGUCAGUAGUCCUUUCCAACUCUACGCUGAAAUUUCUUCAGAGCUUUGCCAGAAAGUCAAAUCAACAAGCGAUCUCUGUAAACUCAACUGGAGGCACGGGAAAUAGAUCCCCACGGGAAACGUACCUCAGCAGAGGUGACAGCAGUCAAAGCCAAGGAACCAGUUAUCCAAAAUCAAGCUUCGAAACAACUAGAGGAAAGAACUGGUGUGCUUAUGUACAUACCAGAUUAUCUCCCACAGUGAUACUGGACAACCAGGUCACUUAUGUUCCAGGUGGAAGAGGACCCUGUGGCUGGCCCAGUGGAUCCUGUCCUCAGAGAUCUCAGAAAUUAUCCAAUCCUGUCUACAGGAUGCAACAUAAAAUUGUUACUUCAUUGGAUUGGAAAUGCUGUCCUGGAUACAGUGGACCAAAAUGUCAGCUAAAAGCCCAGGAACAGCAGCCAUUGAUACACAGCAACCAGGCUGAAAGUCAUGAAGCUGCUGGCAGAGGGUCCGCUGAGCAACAGCAGCAGAAGCAGCUGCAGCAGGAGCAAGACUGUGGUGAUCCAGCAGUGAUGCAAAAAAUGACUGAGCAGAUGAACCAUCAAGCAACAAAACUGGUUCUUCUGCAGAAGAAGAUUGACAAUAUUUCCUUGGCUGUGAAUGAUGUAAAGAACACGUACUCCUCCCUAGAAGGGAAAGUCAGUGAAGAUAAAGGCAGGGAAUUUCAGUCUUUUCUAAAAGGUCUAAAAUCCAAAAGCAUUAAUAAUCUGGUAAAGGACAUAGUAAGAGAACAACUUAAGUUUUUUCAAAAUGACAUGCAAGAGACUGUAGCACAGCUCUUCAAGACUGUAUCGAGUCUAUCAGAGGACCUUGAAAACAUCAAGCAAGUAGUUCGACAAGUUAAUGAAUCUGUGGUUUCAAUAGCAGUUCAGCAAAAGUCUGUUUUAAUGCAAGAAAAUAGGCCCACUUUGAAGGAUAUCGUAGAGCUAAAGAAUCACAUUGUGAAUGUAAGGCAAGAAAUGACUUUUGCAUGUGAGAAACCUAUUAAAGAACUAGAAGCAAAGCAGGCUCGUUUAGAAGGUGCUCUAGAACAGGAACAUUCAAGGAGCUUUCUGUAUUAUGAAUCCCUCAAUAAGGCACUUUCUAAAAUGAAGGAGGUACGUGAGCAGCUUUUAUCCACUGAACAAGUAUCAGACCAGAACAAUAUUCCAGCUGCUGAAUCAGUUAGUAAUAAUGUCACUGAGUACAUGUCUACUUUACAUGAGAAUAUAAAGAAGCAGGGUUUAAUGAUGCUGCAAAUGUUUGAUGAUUUGCACAUCCAAGACACCAAGAUUAACAAUCUCACCAUUGCUUUGGAAAUGGAGAAAGAAUCUGUCAGGGGUGAAUGUGAAGACAUGUUAUCCAAGUGCAGAAAUGAUUUUAAAUUUCAACUUAAGGACACAGAAGAGAACGUACAUGUGUUAAACCAAACAUUGGCUGAGUUUCUCUUUCCAAUGGACGAUAAGAUGGAUAAAAUGAGUGAGCAACUAAAUGAUUUGACUUAUGAUAUGGAGAUCCUCCAACCUUUGCUUGAGCAGGGAGCAUCACUUAGACAGACAAUGACGUCUCAACAACCAAAGGAAGCAGUAGUGAUAAGGAAAAAGGUGGAAAAUCUGACCACUGCUGUCAAUAGUCUAAAUUUUCUCAUCAAAGAACUUACAAAAAGAUACAACUUACUUAGAAAUGAAGUACAGAGUCGUGGUGAUGCCUUAGAAAGACAUAUUAAUGAAUAUGUCUUAGAAAUGGAAGACGGCCUAAAUAAGACAAUGAUUAUUAUGAACAAUGCCAUUGACUUCAUUCAAGAUAACUAUGUGCUAAAAGAGACUUUGAGUACUGUUAAGUAUAAUCCCGAGGUCCAUCAUAAAUGUACCCCAAAUAUGGAAACUAUUUUGGCAUUUGUUUCUCAAUUCCAACAUUUGAAUGAUUCUAUUGAGAUGUUGGUCAAUGAUAAUCAGAGAUACAACUUUAUUUUGCAAGUUGCCAAGGCCCUUGCAAAUAUUCCUAAAGAUGAGAAACUAAAUCAGUCCAACUUUCAAAAGAUUUAUGAAAUGUUCGAUAAAACCACUUCCCAAGUGAUAAAAUACCAGCAAAAUAUGAGUCAUCUGGAAGAAAAAAUACUUGCAGCAGCUAAAAUUGCCAGAAAUUUUGAAACUCGCUUGCAAGGCAUUGAGUCUAAAGUGACCCAGAUGCUGAUACCAUUUUAUAUUUCAAUUAAAAAAGGCAGUGGAACCACAAAUGACAGAAACCAGGCUCUUCAACUGCAGGUAUUAAAUUCCAGAUUUAAGGCACUGGAAGCAAAAUCCAUCUAUCUUUCAAUUAACUUCUCUUUGCUUAACACAACUCUCUAUGAAGUUUUAACAAUGUGUCAUGAUGCAUCUAUGAGUAUAUCUGAACUGAAUGCUACCAUACCUAAGUGGAUAAAGGCUUCCCUGCCAGAUAUGCAGCUUCUUCAGAAAGGUCUGACUGAAUUCGUGGAAUCAAUAAUUGAAAUAAAAACUCAAGCUGCCAUGUCUAAUUUAACUGGGUACAUUGAUCAAUCUUUGUCUGGUAGUCUAGGAAAUGUAAUCAAGUCUCAGAAGCAAGUAAAAUCAUUGCUGAAGAAACCUGGUACACUUAAGAAACCAACAGUCAAUCUUACCACUGUCCUGAUAGGCCGGGCUCAAAGAAACACGGACAACAUUAUAUAUCCUGAAACAGAGGAGUAUUCAGGCUGUAGCAGGUUCCCAUGCCAGAAUGGAGGCACGUGUAUAAAUGGAAGAACUAGCUUUACCUGUGCUUGCCGACACCCUUUCACUGGUGACAACUGCACUGUCAAGCUGGUAGAAGAAAAUGCUUUAGCUCCAGAUUUUUCCAAAGGAUCUUACAGAUACGCACCGAUGGUGGCAUUUUUUACAUCUCAUACAUAUGGAAUGACUACACCUGGUCCUAUCCUGUUUAAUAAUUUGGAGGUCAAUUAUGGAGCUUCAUAUAACCCAAGAACUGGAAAAUUCAGAAUUCCAUAUCUUGGAGUGUAUAUUUUCAAGUAUACCAUCGAGUCAUUUAGUCCUCAUAUCUCUGGAUUUUUAGUAGUUGACGGAAUUGACAAGCUUGCAUUCGAGUCUGAAAAUAUUAACAGUGAAGUACACUGUGAUAGAGUUUUGACUGGGGAUGCCUUAUUAGAAUUAAAUUAUGGGCAGGAAGUGUGGCUGCGACUUGUAAAAGGAACAAUUCCAGCCAAGAGUACCCCUGUUACUACAUUUAGUGGAUACCUGUUAUAUCGUACAUAAGUUGCUAUGAAAGACAGACUAUCACCUUUACUGAGAAACAGCCAGUGUUUUUAUUUAUCUUUGCAUGCACAUCUGCUCUGUUUUGGUUUUUCCAUACAAAAUGAAAACCGACUUAUUUUAUAAUCUGAGUAAAGCUGUAUGUUUGUUUAUUUCAUAAAAUUAUUUGAAUAUGUUUUGGGUAGCCUGUAUAUGAAGGAGUUCCUGCUCCUAAAGAAAUUUAAUGGCACAGAAAACAAAAUGCAUUUGUUAGCAUAACUAUUUGUACUUUUGUUUCUUCAUUUUAAGUCAUUUCGAUGUAGAGUCACAUUAUAAAAUGGCAAUCAUACAAUAUUGUC